UCUUCUUUUACGGCGCGAGUGUUGCUCAUUCAGCAGUGGAGAGUAUGUGAAAGCUGGGUUAGCUGAGUUAGAGCAAUGGUGUUGUUAUGCGACUGAGGAAUAUGUAGGCUCAGCUUGGGAUGAACUGAAGCACAUCAAGCAGGCUGUCGGAUUUUUGGUCACCCAUCAAAAGCCCAAGAGGACCUUGAAUGAAAUUACGAAGGAACUUUGUCCUGUGCUAAGUAUACAACAAUUAUACAGGAUUAGUACCAUGUACUGGGAUGACAAAUAUGGCACUCACAGUGUUUCUUCUGAU
Messenger RNA from Striga hermonthica, 295 nucleotides. The record is from the annotation of a GenBank genome assembly. NCBI's taxonomy places the organism in Eukaryota, Viridiplantae, Streptophyta, Magnoliopsida, Lamiales, Orobanchaceae.